Molecule: messenger RNA, 3319 nt
Organism: Sinocyclocheilus rhinocerous
Lineage: Eukaryota; Metazoa; Chordata; Actinopteri; Cypriniformes; Cyprinidae
Product: SH3GL interacting endocytic adaptor 1
Exons: 26
Coding region: 425-3259 (944 amino acids)
Biological process (GO): synaptic vesicle endocytosis; clathrin coat assembly; clathrin-dependent endocytosis
Cellular component (GO): plasma membrane; cytoplasm; clathrin-coated vesicle
Source: RefSeq, a predicted model, not a curated record
GACAGAAGCAAUGAACCGCUCGCCAUGUGACAUGCAGCAGUGCCCACGGGAUUGGCUGAGCUGAACGAUGUCCUCAGCAAGCUUUCCUCCCUCCCUUCCUCUCUCCCUCCCUCCCUCUCUCCCUCCCUCCUUCUCUCUCUGUCUCUCUCCACUCUGCUUUUUUUCCUGCCCUCUUUUGAGCAUCCUUUGGUGAUCGUGUAGACCACAGCCGCAGUGGCUAGCAGCAGCAUCCAUGGCCUAAACGCGGAGCCCUAAAACAUCCACUGGCCCGUCGUACCAGGGACACGGGGACUUUAAAGCCGAGGCUGGAAGUGUGCUCUGUUUUUUUUUUUUUUACAUCUCUCCAUCUGGUAACCAGGGGCUUCUCUUCUCCCCUCCUCCCGUUUCAGGCUCCUUGGAGAUAGAGGAAUGCAAAUCUGCAAUCAUGAUGGAAGGAUUGAAAAAACGCACCAGGAAGGCCUUCGGGAUACGGAAGAAAGAAAAGGACACUGACUCUACGGGGUCACCAGACAGAGAUGGUGGAGAGCCCCAAGAGACUGAAUUGCCACAGAAAAAGACCAACGGGGCUCCAAAUGGCUUCUACGGGGAGAUUGAUUGGGACAGAUAUAACUCGCCUGAGGUAGAUGAAGAAGGAUAUAGCAUCAGGCCAGAUGAGGAAGAGGAAGCAGCCCCUAAAGAAAAGUCUCACUUUUUCUCCUCUAGUGAGUCUGAAGAAGAGGAGGACCACCGCAAAAAGUUUAAGAUUAAAAUCAGACCGCUGCCAGCAGAAGCUAACAUUACAGCUCCCUCGGUAGAUGAAUUAAAAGCCUCCAUAGGCAACAUAGCUCUGUCUCCCUCGCCUCUGAGGAAUAGUCCGAGACGUAGCCCGGGGCUGGCAAAAAGAAAUCCCGGUGAAGAAAUUGCAAGACCGAGACGAGCUGUUCCAACGCCUGCACCAGCUCCUGCCCCUUCCCCUUCCCCGACACCUGCACCCCCUCCUGAGCCUGCUAGUAAUAAGAAAUCUCCAGUGCCAGAGGAUGCAACAGCCUUAUUCGGCCCUCCGCUGGAGACAGCCUUUGAUGAGCAGAAGACCAGUGAAGUGGUGAUAGAGGAACCUGAGGUUUGGGGUGCACCCCUGCCUGAGCAACACCUAGACUCCUCUCUGGCAAGACCUUUUCCUACAGGAACUCUGCCUCCGCUUCCGCCUAAGAAUGUGCCGACCUCCCCCCCUCCGAUUGAAUCUCCUGCUACAGAACCUACCGAUGGGCAGAAAGAAGAGGAAAAUUCAAGGCAGACCUCGCAGAGGCCCUCUAUAGCUGAUCUAGACAACAUCUUUGGCCCAGAAGACUCUCCAAAACCUGGUCAAGAUGUUGGAGAUAAGUGGGUUUGCUUCAAUGAUGAGUCACCUCAAAGACCUCCUCCUCUUUCAGAGGGAGAGCCAGCACCUCCACUCCCCUCAUCUCCACCUCCCCCAGCAGAACCAGCACCCCCAUUACCUAAAUCACCCCCUCCAUCAGAGGAGCCGAAUCCUCCUUUACCAAAAUAUCCAGCUCCUCCUGCAGAGCCAGCACAUUCUCCUCCUUCCAUUGAGUCGCCAAAGGAUAACCUCCCACCUGUCCCACCUGUUCCCAAAAACACCACUCCUUCUCCUCCAACUGUCCCGCCUCCUCCGGUUGAAGAGGCCCCACCACCACCGAAACCAGAUGAUCUUUCUCACUCCAACACAGACUUUGCGCCAUGUGCUCCUCUGAUAGAGACGCAAUCAGACUCAACCAAUAGCCCGCCAACCACUGUAGAGACAAGUGAACGCACAAUCCCUCCACCCUUGGUUCUGAACCAAGAGGACAAGAAGAGCCCUGAGGAGACCCCAUCAAAAGAGGACCCAAGUGAGAGCAGCGCUUCACCCAAAGAAUUUGGUCAAGGACCACGUUCGACACCUCCUCCUCCUCCACCUCCAACAUACAGGGCGGUAGUGACAUCCCCAGGGCCCAUCCCUCCAGCUGGUACGAGUGGAAAUGAAAGUGGCUCCUCCUCCCCUGCAGUUCCCUCUUCACCAUUGGAUACCAGCAGCUCUCCCCCUCCCCCUCCCCCACCUCGGCCACCCUCACGACCCAAACUGCCACCUGGGAAACCAAGCAUAGGGGACGUGAAUCGGCCGUUCAGCCCCCCUGUACACUCGUCAAGCCCCCCUCCUCUGGCUCCGUUGGCCCGUGCAGAAAGCACCUCUUCAAUCUCCUCCACCAACUCUCUGAGUGCCGCCACCACUCCCACCGUCGGUAAAGAGCUCUCCGUGUCUGUGUCAGAAGAUGACGCAUUUGUAGACAAACUUCCCAGCUUUGAGAGACGGGCAGACAUGCCAGCAGAGACAGACCAGCCCUCCCUCGUGUGGUUUGACAGAGGCAAGUUUUAUUUAACCUUUGAAGGCUGUUCUCGAGGGCCCAGUCCCCUCACCAUGGGGGCCCAGGACACACUGCCUGUGGCUGCAGCUUUCACAGAGACAGUCAGUGCCUACUUCAAAGGAGCUGACCCCGAUAAGUGUGUGGUGAAGAUCACCGGAGAGAUGGUGUUGUCCUUCCCAGCAGGCAUCACACGGCAUUUUGCAAAUAACCCCUCGCCUGCUGUGCUAACAUUCAGCAUAACCAACUACAGUCGUCUGGAACACGUCCUUCCUAACCCUCAGUUACUGUGCUGUGACACCACACAGCCCAAUCCCAACUCAAAGGAGUUCUGGGUGAAUAUGCCAAACCUGAUGACCCAUUUAAAGAAGGUGGCGGAACAGAAACCACAAGCAACUUACUACAAUGUAGACAUGCUGAAAUAUCAGGUGUUACCGAAGGGUCUACAGUCCACUCCUCUAAAUCUAGCAGUGAGCUGGAGGUGUGAGCCCACCAGUACUGAUCUGAGGAUAGACUACAAAUACAACGGGGGUGCCAUGACCACUCCUGUCGCCCUCAACAAUGUUCAGUUCCUCAUCCCUGUGGACGGAGGCGUCAGCAAACUGCAGGCUGUGCUUCCCCCAGCUGCCUGGAAUGCAGAACAGCAGAGAAUCUUAUGGAAGAUUCCAGAUAUUUCUCAGAAGUCUGAGAAUGGAGGUGUGGGAUCUCUGCUGGCCCGUUUCCAGCUAUCAGAGGGUCCCAGUAAACCCGCUCCGGUGGCAGUGCAGUUCACCAGUGAGGGCAGCACUCUGGCAGGCUGUGACAUUGAGCUGGUUGGCCUUGGAUAUCGUUUUUCCCUCGUCAAGAAGAGGUUUGCAGCAGGAAAAUACAUGGCAGACAACUAAACAACACCAUGCAAGUCUGCAUAUUUUGGACCAAUUCUGAAUAUUUAAAACACAGGACAU